This is a messenger RNA of Tetranychus urticae (two-spotted spider mite), 1083 nucleotides long. RefSeq lists its product as uncharacterized. The record is from RefSeq and is a predicted model, not a curated record. NCBI's taxonomy places the organism in Eukaryota, Metazoa, Arthropoda, Arachnida, Trombidiformes, Tetranychidae.
UUGAAAUUAAUGUAAUGACUUCCAAUGGAGACUGGCUCACAGUCUUCUGGUUUUACCUCUCAUUGUUUACCUCAUCGGGAAAAUUUAACUCGUUUAAUUGAAUGUGGUGAGAUUGUUUCGGGUGAUGAGAUUAAUCCAAUCAACCCUUACCUUGUUAAACGUCCAACAAUCAUAACCAAAUUACCUCCAAUAGUGAAAUCAAGUGAACCAUCGACCAAUUUAACUUCACUUGAUAAAAUGGCAACAAGUAAAAGUCCAAACAAUCUAAUAAAUUACAGAUCGUUCAAUUUGAAUCCAUCAUCAGCGUCUUCAUCUGCAUCAUCUUCACCUUCACUGUUAUCCACCUCAGCGACAUUUGAUGAUAUUGAUCAUUGGAAAGGUUAUGAGACCAAUUGUGAUACGGUCAACUCAUUUAAUAAUCCAACAUUGAAAUUACGUUUACUUGAGAAAAAUUUACAAUUUAUUAAGGAUCAACACAAAAUGGUUCUCAAUUGUCUCCACAAUCAAAUUGAAGAUUUAAAUCGCAAAAACAGAGAUUUACAGUUCAAGUUGAUUGUUAACAAUUUAUAUCCUGAUUGUUUGGAAGGACCAUCAAGCAAAUUAAGCUCUGUUAUGCCAAGUGAAUCAGAAAAGAAUUCACUACCAUUAGAAGCAAUUAACCGUUUAAAUAAUCUUGAAAUCGAGGUAGGAAGACUUCGACUGGCCUUAGGUGAAGCACUCAAAAUGAAUGCUUCUCUUCGUAAUCGUCUAAUGCUCAAAUCAACCAACAAAUUAUACCAAAAGCAACAGUCAGCGUCACAAUUAGUGGAAAGUGAAACACUAAAUCUACCAAAAUACAAACAAAGUGCAUCGUCCAAUGUUGAAAGCUUUCGGGAAACAUGGAGAGCAAUUAACUCGGCUAAAGUGGAAUCGUCCAACUCCUUUUUACCAGGAAUAAAAUAGCUUGAAUCAUGUAACUAUUUAAAAAGAUAAAAUGAGAAAGAAACAUUUAGAAAAAUUAAAUUAUUGUUCAAUCUAAUGAUUGUUUGUCAACUUUGAUGACUGCUCAAGUAAACAGCAAAAUAAAAUGAAUUACAUUUUCAA